Messenger RNA from Daucus carota subsp. sativus, 2298 nucleotides. RefSeq names its product auxin-responsive protein SAUR20-like. The coding region runs from base 1805 to 2098 and encodes 97 amino acids. The transcript is spliced from 2 exons. The record is from RefSeq and is a predicted model, not a curated record. Lineage: Eukaryota; Viridiplantae; Streptophyta; Magnoliopsida; Apiales; Apiaceae. Gene Ontology annotation, biological process: response to auxin.
GAGGGCAUGUAAACAAACAACGGCGUACAUUCGUAGCCGCCGUCUAGUCCCUCCUAGAGUCGUCCUAGGGUUUAACAAAACAAAAUUUGCCAACAGAAUCCUUUCUCUUUAACCCCUUAUUCUCAUAAUAAUUGAAGAACAGUGAGAAAUUUGAGAAGCAUAAAGGUGAAGAAUCAAGAGAAAAGCUGAUGGGUUCUAACGGGAACAAAAGAGGAAGCAAAAGAAAAGCAGGGAGACCCAAAAAUAAGAUGAAAAGAAUUGAUGAUUUGGGUAAAAAAAGUGAGGAGAUUGUGAGAGACAGUGUGGAUCAAAGGACUGUUCUUGAUUUGGAUGCCAUUGUUAGAGAUUAUAUCAGCAGAACCCGUCAAUUUUGCAAAGAUGGUCAAGAAAUUUGUAUUGUCAGUAGUAGUGAUGAUGACGAAAAUCGGAAUCAUGCAAAUAAAAUCAAGGACAAGGAGAUCGUUGUUGGUGGUAGUUGUAAAGAUGAUGAUAAUGAUGAUCAGAAUCAUAAAAAUGAAAAUAAGGACAAUGAGAUUGUUAUUAGUAGUGAUGAUGAUGAUGAUGGUGCUGAGGAUGAUGAUCAGAAGAUUAGAGAUGAACAUGAUGUGGAUAAGAAGGCUGCAGCCCCCCAAUGUGAAGAGCACGACGGAUAUCUUCCGGAAGAAGCUCUGUCUUCAGCGAAGAGACGCAAGAAUAGUGCAAUGGGAAAAGAUGAUGAAAAGAUUCAGAAGAUAGGGAGUAGGGGUUGGAACAAUAAUGAAAAAGGUAAAGAUGGCCAGACAAGUCGAGUUUGUAAGUCUGCUGGUUCUAAGCGAAAGGGUGGCGUAAUGACAGAUGAGAAUGGGAAUCCGAUAUCAACUAUGUGUCACCAGUGCCAGAGGAAUGACAAAGGUAGGGUCAUGGUAUGCAAUAACUGUAAUAAGCCUCAACAUAAAUUGCCAUAAGCCUUUUGGAAUAACAAGCACUGUUGAACUAGCAAGAUAUCUGAACACAGAAGACUGAUGGAUACUUUUCUUAACAUGAGAAAUAACAGUCAUACGGUUUUCAUGGUGUAAUAACAAAUCGACAAGAAUGAUUAUAGAAUGAAAGUAGAGGUGGAUGAAAAUUUUGAUGGUUCAGCUAAUUAGUUUAUGUUGACUUGGUUGCAGUUCCCUUUUUCUGCGAUUAGAUAUAGAGGGGAAAUGAAAUAUCAUUUAAAUUAUGAAAUAUCCAGACGCCUUUCUCUUUGGCUCACCACAUAGAUUAACAACUCAGAGGCAAUAUUUGUUUCUGCUAGGAAACAUCUCAUAUUCCCAAUUGAUUGCUUAGGUGCACCACCUCAAAAAUUAAUACUUCUGCAUCAGAUAAAGAUUUCAAGAGAGAGUAAGCACAUGGGUCUGUAUUUAUGUUACCCUACUGCUUCUUGUACCACUAAAUACAUGCUUCAGACAAGGAUUAGAAGGUUGAUUUUAUGUUUGAUUAUGUUAAAAUUCAGAUAACUGGACACCUAAAUAUUAAAGGCAGAGCUAUCGGACAAUCAAGAAAUUUGAUUAUCCUUGGUAUUUGUAGGGCAAGUUGUGUCUUGGUAAGCAGAGACACAUAUUCCAAACUCCUCCAACCUUGCUAUUCAUUCUGUAUUUGUAGGACAUCACCAUGUGCUACUGACUUAUUAUUUCAUUUUCAGUGUUCAAGAAACCUUCUAUAUAAACAUAGGGUAUUUGACAUAAAUCAACACAAGCUUACUAGAAAACCUUCAUUUCUUUCAUCAAGCAUCCUCUCGUCCUUCCCCUCUCGACAUCCAUUCUAAGAACACCAACUUAGAAUCAUGGGUAUCCGCAUGCCUCGUAUUCCUCAUGUCAAGAAAAUCUUUCAGGGGUCUUCUUUUUCAACUACAGCAGUUUCAGACGUCCCAAAGGGCUGCUUGGCAGUUUAUGUUGGGGAGAGCCAAAGAAAAAGAUUUGUUGUUCCUAUUUCAUACUUGGCUGAGCCUGCCUUCCAGGACUUGCUAUGUCAAGCUGAGGAAGAAUUUGGUUUUGAUCAUCCAGAGGGGGGUCUUACAAUUCCCUGCAGAGAAGAUGUGUUUACAGAUCUUGCCUCAAGCUUGAGAAGAAAAUCAUAGAGAAGAACCUGAUCAAAAUAAGUAGUUUAGAAAUUUUUUGUAAGCUAGUAGGAGAUGAGUUAUAGUAGGUUGGACCAUAGGCAUAAUUAUGCAAAUACUUUCUUCCUGUAUCUCUUGGAAUCAUUUUCAACGAGGAAGAUCUUUACUCAGAAUUUUGUAAAAUAUUAAACUAUUUACAUCCCAAUUAUAUUUUUAUGAUC